This is a messenger RNA of Exophiala mesophila, 3743 nucleotides long. RefSeq lists its product as uncharacterized. Lineage: Eukaryota; Fungi; Ascomycota; Eurotiomycetes; Chaetothyriales; Herpotrichiellaceae. Gene Ontology annotation, biological process: zinc ion import across plasma membrane. Gene Ontology annotation, molecular function: low-affinity zinc ion transmembrane transporter activity. The record is from RefSeq and is a predicted model, not a curated record. The transcript has a single exon. Bases 485 to 1624 code for a protein of 379 amino acids. Gene Ontology annotation, cellular component: plasma membrane.
CGGGAUUUCACUAUCAUGGAUCCCAUGUGGCCGACAACGUCAGGGCCUUGCAACACAAAUCUUCACUUGUCCACAUUCACACUGUCCCACCUCAUAUCUUCACGCUGUGUCCUUCAUCACCAUUCAUGUCUCAUGUCCUCCUCUAGAUCUCGAACCAUAGACACCGUUCAAAGUUUUCUUGUCCCACUCUAAGUAGUCCAUGUAACCCACGAGAAAACCAACCAGAUUGAGAGGUCCAGUGCCUUGCACUCUCAGGUCGACACACUACCGACCAACUCUAGUCUUCUUCAGCAGGAUCCUUGUCAUCUCCAUUUACUAAGGUCCUCAAGAUCAAGCCUCGAUCAAGCACCUCUCAGGAGGAGCAAGCUUUUUUCACCUGAGAUCUUGCUACAUACUUAAAUCUCACUCUCCGCCACUUGGCCCAAGCCUUGCUGAGAAAACUUGUCACACUCAAAACUACCCUUCCCAACCUUCUCCAUUCAUCAUGGCGAAUCUAGAAUCUCUUGUCCAGUUGAUAGCUCGACAAGAGGAAGCCGAGCCAGCACCCGCCUGUGCCACCGGCAAUGACUAUGAUGGUCGCAUGGGUCUGCGGAUAGCCGCCCUCUUCAUCAUCUGGGUCACAUCCUCGAUAGGCGCCACCUUCCCCGUCUUUGCCAAUCGACACAAGGGCCUGCGCAUUCCCGAAUGGGUGUUCUUCAUCUGCAAAUAUUUCGGUUCUGGCGUCAUCAUCGCAACCGCCUUCAUCCAUCUCCUCUCGCCUGCGGAAGAUGCUCUGACCAAUGAAUGUCUCACCGGAAUCAUAACCGAAUAUUCCUGGGUGGAGGGCAUCAUUCUCAUCACCAUCAUCGUUUUGUUCUUCGUUGAGCUCAUGGUGAUGAGAUAUGGCAGUUUCGGCGGUGGACAUGACCAUGGCCAUGCUCACAGCCACGCCACCGACACUGCGGUGGAUGACAACGAGAUGGACUCGGUCACUCCUGCAGAACAGUACAAAGAUACACCCAACGACGCCGCCGAGCCCUCUGCCGUCAGAAAACAGAGCGAGAGUACCCACAUACCCGGACAAGAUCACCUCGGCCAUUCGCAGGAACACAACGACAUUGAGGAGGCCCACGACCUCUCCAGCCUCGAAGACUACAAAGCUCAAAUGACAGCCAUCUUUGUUUUGGAGUUUGGCAUCAUCUUCCACAGUGUCUUUAUUGGCUUGACCUUGGCCGUCGCUGGCGAGGAGUUCGACACCCUAUUCAUCGUUCUCAUCUUCCACCAGACCUUUGAAGGUCUCGGUCUAGGCUCGCGGCUCGCCGUUACCCCGUGGCCCAAGAACCGCCGAUGGACACCAUAUAUCCUCGGAUUAGCCUACGGCUUGAGCACACCCAUCGCUAUCGCCAUUGGUCUCGGUGUCCGAAAAACAUACCCUCCCGAGUCGCAAACCACGCUGAUUGUCAAUGGCAUUUUCGACUCCAUAUCAGCCGGUAUCUUGAUCUACACCGGUCUGGUCGAGUUGAUGGCACAUGAGUUCAUGUUCAGUCGAUCCAUGCGACGAGCCCCGACACGGACCGUCCUGUUUGCAUUCUUCACGAUGUGUCUUGGCGCAGGACUGAUGGCUUUGCUCGGUAAAUGGGCUUAGUUGGCCGGUCUUUUAGACUGGCUUUCUGGAACCAUGAGAGUAUGAUUACGACAUGGCGUUGGAAAAGACUGGAACUUGUCUAAAUCGGACUGGCAUUUUGGUAUCCAGCACAGAGACCUCGUGUUACAGUCUCUCACAAAAGCUGGCGUAUUGAACAGCUUCGCCUUUUACACGGCGCCUCGAGUGUAGCAAUAGAAAUCGAGAUUUACUUAGCUCAAAAUGUGAAGCCCCGUCGCUUGCUUAUGCACCUGAUCCAAGUUUCCCCUAAGGCUUCUCUUCUCCAUCGCAAAAAACAAGAAAAAAUUGAAAUCUCCAACAAUAGAUAACAGAUGGACACUGAAACACAACGAGAAAAGCCUAAGAACGAGAAAUCCUCUAGCACAACGAAUGAACUUUUUUCUCUUUUCACAGAUAACAGGGAGAAAAUAUGAAACCGGUCAUCAAAAAUUGUUUACGAAACACAUAAAUUGACUCGAUAUCAAGAACAAUGUACUAGGUACUUUUAAAAAGAUUCCCCAUGACUUUUUUUCCUUCCACCGGCAGGAAAAUGAGAAACAUACAUACUUUUCGAAGUUGGCUUUUGGCUUUUUGGCUUUUGGCUCGUGGUAGGGACAUUUUACGCAGGUAUAUACAUUGAUAUGUCAGGGGAUAGGACAAAGGGGGAUGGAGGGGUUUUAAAGAUGUUUCUUUUGGGAGGGGGAACCAUGGUCAUGAGCUCUCGCCAGCCAUGAUUCCAAACAAUCGUACGUUGUCGACUUUGCAUCGUUGGGAUCGAUCUCCUGUAUCACAGCCCAAAUCGUUCAUGAUCUGGGCUGCAGCGCCGUCCAUGCCUGCGGUAUGCAUCCCUCGCAUGCUGGCGAUGAUUAGUGCUGCUUCUUCACACGGCGUGCUGUUGGGACUCGUUCGUCCUUGUUGCGGAUGUGUCGAGGGGUAUCGUUGUGAAGAUUCCAGUUUCGAUGAUGACGAUGAUGAUGACAUCGACUGUUGUGGUCGCCAGGGAUCGUUGGCAUGGUGCUGACUGGACGCGCCGCUAUGGUAGGAUGACACGGCGCUGGAUGAGUCUUCAUAGGUGACGGGUGUGGUGGCCGUCGACAGUAGAAUCGAAGCGGCCUCUUGCUCGUCAAAUGAUGACAUGUCGUGCGACGUUCGGCGUCGCUGGCGCUCGUGUUGCGACUCCUUGUAUAUUUGCUCGUCUGGUGGCGAGGGAUAUUGGUUGCUAUCGUCGGCAGACUCGGGUUUGACGGCCCCUGGGUAUUGAUAAUGGUGCACUUGUCGUUUGUUUAGGGCGGCCGCGUUGGGACUCGGUGCACGCCAAACAACUCGACCACCUUGGUCACCUUUGACGAUACCCUCCACGUGGCCUUCGUCGUUCAAAAUCUCCACCACACCUUGACGGGUUAAAGCUUCUUCUAAGCAGCGCACGUGUUCUCGCAACACCGCCAGCUCGUCCUUAAGCAUGUGGUUCUCCUCAGCUACCUGUCGCGCUGCAUUCUGUACCUCAGCCGUGGCAUGCACGCCGCGCUGCUCGUGUUCGCGGAUCUUGUUUUCCAAGCUCGUAAUGUAUUCCUGCUUGCGCGCCCGCGACGCUCGCUGAUUGAGCGUGUUGCGAUUCGGCGUUUCUGACAAGAGAGGCAUUAGGGUGAACUUUGGGACGUGUUAUUGGCCAGGUGUUGAUUCUUCUCUGAAGCUUCGUGAGGAUCGAAUGUGUGUGCAGCGACUGCGAACGAGGGUUGGCUACCGAGUGGAGCUCGGUUCUCUGCUAACAAAUCACAACAGGACAAGCUCUAGAUGAAAGAGUCAUUUGAUUUGAACGAGUGAGAUAUGUCCGCGACUUGUGCAGGUUGCGGCUUUUGUGUCAGGUGCUGUGAGAAGAGGUGUGACAGGAAGGUCAGCAUUGGAGAAGAGGAGAGCAAAGGUUGUCGUGGAGCAACCCAAGCAGAGCGGCGCAAAAUUGAGAAAAAAUUGGUUAUUGUGAUGACAUUGCUCACCUGUCAUUGGUUGCUAGAUGUGUCACCACAUUUGCGCCAUUGGCUGAGAUUUGACAAGGCUGAGACCAUCAGGCUGAACUCUCCCCGUCGAUUGAAGUAUUUGCAGAGACUGUCUUGACUUAAUAAGGUAG